This is a messenger RNA of Pogoniulus pusillus (Red-fronted tinkerbird), 1713 nucleotides long. It is a transcript of the gene GATD3, whose product is annotated as glutamine amidotransferase class 1 domain containing 3. Bases 62 to 841 code for a protein of 259 amino acids. Lineage: Eukaryota; Metazoa; Chordata; Aves; Piciformes; Lybiidae. The record is from RefSeq and is a predicted model, not a curated record. Gene Ontology annotation, cellular component: mitochondrion. The transcript has 7 exons.
GCGGGGCGCGGCCCUCUCUAGCGGCUCUGUGCUCCUCGCUGUGCUCCCGCCGUCCGCCGCCAUGCUGGCCUGCCGCGGUCCGGUCCUGCGCGCCGCCCUGCGCCCGGCAGCGCCCUGCGGCCUCGCCUCCUUCCACUGCUCCGCUCACCGCUGCCGGCCUGCCCGUGUCGCUGUGGUCCUGUCUGGUUGUGGUGUCUAUGAUGGCACAGAAAUCCAUGAAGCCUCAGCCAUACUGGUACACCUUAGUCGUGGGGGAGCUGAGGUUCAGAUGUACGCUCCAGAUGUUCCUCAGAUGCAUGUUAUCGACCACAGUAAAGGACAACCAGCUGAAGCUGAGUCCAGGAAUGUAUUAGUGGAAUCUGCAAGGAUUGCUCGGGGUAAAAUUGCAAGCCUGGCUAAGCUUACUACGGCAGACCAUGAUGCUGUGAUAUUCCCUGGUGGAUUUGGAGCUGCUAAAAACUUAUCUACCUUUGCUGUUGAUGGGAAAGAUUGCAAGGUGAACAAAGAAGUUGAACGUGUCUUGAAAGAUUUCCACAAAGCAGGGAAACCUAUUGGUCUUUGCUGCAUUUCACCAGUGUUGGCAGCAAAGGUUCUCUCUGGUGCUGAAGUAACUGUGGGCCAUGAAGAAGAGGAAGGUGGCAAGUGGCCUUAUGCUGGGACUGCAGGAGCCAUUAAAGAACUGGGAGGAAAGCACUGUGUGAAAGAAGUGACUGAAGCUCAUGUGGAUACAAAAAACAAGGUGGUGACUACCCCAGCAUUUAUGUGUGAAACAGAGUUACAUAAAAUCUUCGAUGGCAUUGGGGCCAUGGUAAAGGAUGUGCUAAAAUUAACAGGCAAAUGAAGAAACCCAGACCGUACAUCUUUAAGAGUAGAGUUUAGUAUCAAAUACAGUAUGGACCAAUGGAAACAUUUUCACCUGCUUGUCCUGUUCACGCUCUAGUGAAUGCUGAUAUGAAGCUGAUUGAUUCCCAGCCUUGAGGUUUUCCAUGUCCUUUCUGAAAGGGGCCUGCAGAGAGAAAGCUUUAACAGAAUGCAAGCUGAGUGGCCUGAGACACAAAGCAUUGCCUGGAGCUUUUUUGACUGGAGAAGGCUGUACAGAUUCUGAAACCAGCCCUGCUGAUGUACCACUGUCAUACCACUUCUAUGGAUGUGAACAAGAAACUAAAGACCCUUGGAGAAGCUGAGGGCAGCUGUGUUGAAGGGAUAUAGUGGAUGCAGUGGCAGUGUAUCUAGGUGAAUGAAGAAUGGAAGUCUGGAGGAAUUAGUGUGUGGUUCAUUUAUGUGCACAGGCCUGUAUUUGUGAACUAAAAGCUGGGGUCAGCUGUCAAGGGAAUCUUCCACAUACUAAGUAGGUUGGUGUUAAUAAAAAGAUCAGUGUUUAAGGUUUUCCUCUUUUCAUAAAAGAGACAUUCUUAAUAUUGAUCAGCAGCAGGACCUAUGUCUACUCUCCCAACACUAGCACUUGGAAAAAAUUAUCCAUUGGCCCAUCAUAACUGAAAAAGUCUUUAAAUGGAGGGAAAAUACCUGCUGCUGAGACGCACAAUUUUUAAGGAUAAUACCCAUGUUGAAAUAGUUGCAUGACUAGCAGUGGAUGGAAAAAACAGUCUCAACUUAGCCUUACUUUUCCUGCUUUAGAAUAAUAAAGCUUUCUCCAAAGAAUUGUUACUGAAUGUCUGGAAUAAUGAUGUAUAAAUAAAUUAAUUUCUGCCUUUA